Molecule: messenger RNA, 1827 nt
Organism: Crotalus tigris (Tiger rattlesnake)
Lineage: Eukaryota; Metazoa; Chordata; Lepidosauria; Squamata; Viperidae
Product: zinc finger BED domain-containing protein 5-like
Exons: 2
Coding region: 1-1827 (608 amino acids)
Source: RefSeq, a predicted model, not a curated record
AUGGAUCGCUGGUUGAAAUCUGGAACUACUAAACUGAAAGAAAGUAAUGAUUGUAAUAGCUAUCAACGAACAGGAAAUAAUGAAAUUAACGACGAAUCAAUUUCAAUUCUGAAAGAACCUGUUAAGAAAAAAGCAAGGAAAACACGCAAGUACAACAAAGAAUAUCUUAAAUUUGGAUUCUCAUGGACUGGAGAUGAAAAUGAGCCUAUUCCACUUUGUGUCAUUUGUUUUGAAAAUCUAACAAAUGAAAGCAUGAAACCAUCCAACUUAAAGCACCAUUUUGAGACAAACCAUAAUCAGUACAAAGAUAAACCCAUAGAUUUUUUUGAAAAUAAACUUAAGGGUUUAAAUCAGUCUCAAAAAGUAAUGCAGGGUUUGACGGGAGGUGACAAUCAAAAAAUACUAGAAGCUUCGUAUCGUGUGUCUCUUUUAAUUGCCAAAUGUAGUGCAGCGGAAACCAUUGGUGAAAUUUUAAUCAAGCCUGCAGCCAAGAUAAUGGCAGAAGUAAUGAUAGGAGAUAGAGCGAAACAAACUUUUGACUGCGUUCCUCUCUCAAAUAAUACAGUCGAUGAGUCCACCAACAUUGCGAAAUUUGCAAAUCUUAUGGCGUUUGUUAGAUACGAAAAAAAUCAAGAAAUUCAUGAUGACUUUUUAUUUUGCCAGCCUUUAUUAGGUCACACAACAGGAGAAGAUAUCUUUAAUGUUAUGAAUACAUUUAUGCAAGAGAACAAAAUUGAUUGGAAUAGAUGUGUUGGAAUAAGCACAGAUGGAGCAAAAAGUAUGGUUGGAAUUAAUAAAGGACUCGUUGCAAGAAUUCAAAAUGUUGCUCCAAAUGUCAUAUCCACACAUUGUUGCAUACACAGAGAGGCUUUGGCAACAUGUAAGAUGCCCGCUGAUCUACAGAAAGUUCUGGAUGAAAGAGUGAAAAUCAUUAACUACAUUAAAAGCCGCCCUUUGAAUGCACGACUUUUUUCGCAAAUAUGUGAAGAAAUGGGAAGUAGUCAUACCCAGCUGCUUUUUCAUACCGAUGUUCGUUGGCUAUCUCGGGGAAAAAUUCUAAACCGAUUGUUCGAACUUAGACAUGAACUUCAAUGCUUUCUUAAUAAUAGAUUUGAGUUGAGAAAUUGUUUACAUGACUGGAAAUGGCUUUGUAAACUAGCAUACUUAGCAGAUAUAUUCUCUGCUUUAAAUUGCCUCAACUUAUCGUUACAAGGCAAAGAAAUUUCAUUGUUUCACGUUCAAGAUAAAGUGAACGCUACCAUCGCAAAACUAAAUUUAUGGCAAAAGAGAGUUGGUAAUGGAGAAGUAGACUCGUUUCCCUCUCUUCAUGAGUUUAUAACAAGUUUGGCUACUAAAAUUGAGGCUGAUACUUUGAAAUGCAUAAUACAGCAGUUGGAGAGUUUGCAAGUUGGCUUGAAAAACUAUUUUCCUGAUUUAAACGAAAAUAUUGAAUGGAUAAGAUAUCCAUUCAACAUCAACACAACAUCCAUGCCAGAAGGUUUGUCGCAUGCGGAAGAAGAGCAAUUGUUGGAGUUAGCUUCGGACGGAUUCUUGAGAAAUAAACAUAAGGAGUGUACUUUAACAUCAUUCUGGUUACAAAUGCAACAUGUGUAUCCGGUUUUAACAGAAAAAGUCCUGAAAUACAUCUUGCCUUUUCCAACUUCAUAUUUAUGCGAAGUUGCUUUUUCUGCAUUUGUAGACAUUAAGUCGAAAAAAAGGAACAGACUAUUGGAUGUGGAACCGCAUCUCAGAUUAAAAUUAACAACCAGGGAACCAAAUUAUGAUGAUCUGUCAUCUCAACAUAAACAAUUUCAUCCUUCUCAUUGA